This is a messenger RNA of Oryzias melastigma (Indian medaka), 4074 nucleotides long. RefSeq names its product sushi domain containing 5 (gene susd5). The record is from RefSeq and is a predicted model, not a curated record. The transcript is spliced from 5 exons. Lineage: Eukaryota; Metazoa; Chordata; Actinopteri; Beloniformes; Adrianichthyidae. Gene Ontology annotation, molecular function: hyaluronic acid binding. Bases 578 to 2815 code for a protein of 745 amino acids. Gene Ontology annotation, biological process: Notch signaling pathway; cell adhesion.
AUAGAUAGAUAGAUAGAUAGAUAGAUAGAUAGAUAGAUAGAUAGAUAGAUAGAUAGAUAGAUAGAUAGAUAUGGUAAGAUUGAUUAAAAACAGUCAAACAGUCAAAUUAGGAACAUUUCUCUGGGUCUUGUAUCAGCAUUUGGUCUUUUUUCCAGCCAGUUUCCCCGCAGAGAGGAUGAGUGAGACUUCAGCCUCUCGGUCCAUCCGUCCAUCCCUCCGCCCUGUUCCCACCCUGAGAGUUUGAGCCGUGACGUAUUUACUGACGGGAGGGCGCGAGUUUUCACACAGGUGCCUUAUCUGCUUGCCAGUGCGACUAUUCGUGAAGAUAAACUGCGCCUCUUUCGCUCUUGAGAACAUCCUCCUCACUAUAGUUGAACAAGAAGACCCUACUUUGCUGCAGCUCAGAGACCAGGACAGAGCAGGACUUUGUUCUUGAUUGUCUCUUUGAUCUGCAAAACUUUUGGAGACAGUAAUUGGAAAGUUUUUGGACUCAUCCAAAAAAAAAGAACGAGAAAAAAAAAAACCAGAAAGGACCGCACAGAGACAAAGAUUUUGUUUGUCGUGGAGGACGGAAAACAUGCUUUAUCGUUUAUUCUUUGGAUGCCUGGUUAGCCUUGUUGUGACUUCUAUUGUGAAUGCUGAUGGUGGAGUGUUUGUUUUGGACCUGAGGAACUCCUCCGGGUUUAAAGGCUUCAGCGAUGCUGAAAAAGCCUGUGCUUCGAAACACGCCCGCCUGGCAUCCCUGGAUGAGCUCCUCCAUGCUGUGGUGGAGUGCUUCUUCUCAGAGUGCACCCGCGGGUGGCUGUACGGAGGAACGGUUGGGACCACCGUGUGCAAUGUUGCAGGCGGCUCCCUGAGAGCGGUGGAUGUGAGGACGGAAAACGCCACAGAGGACGCCGCACACCUGGACGCUUUUUGCAUCACAGACAAGGCCUCACCUUGCGGAGACCCUCCAUCCUUCCCCUACGCUCGUCUGCAGGAGCACUCCGGCUUUGAUACGGGGGACGAGCUGCUGUACACGUGUGCGCCGGGUUACGCGAUGCCCGGUGGAGACACUUCCUUCAGCCUGCUGUGUGACAGCUGUGGGGAGUGGUACGGGGCGGUGCAGAUCUGUGUCAAAGAUCACACUGAAAGCCAUGUAGACUAUGAGGACAAGUACUCAGAUUCCUAUGGAGAUGCAGAUCAUAGCCACGAGAGUCGAGAGGAGGUGUAUGGAGAAACACACCAGCGCGGUGGAAAGCUUUUGGAGCGGCAAGACUCAACAUUCCCGGUGAAGGUUCAACAGCAUAAAGAACCUGACGUAAGAGGGAAGGUGACGUUCCAUGCGGGGCAGCUUGAAGGAGUUGUAGAGGAAGGAGCGAAACAUGAGUCUCCUGACCAUCAUCUCCUGGGGCGUCCGAGCCAGGAGGAGGAGAAAACCGAGGUGGUGAGAACUGAGACAGCUGCAGCAACAGAGGAGCCCGUCUCUGUUCUGUCCCAAAAACACAUGUUCUGGUUUCCCUCUGAGGCCUUUCAGGAGGAAGGAUAUCCCGUCUCUACUGACACGUCAACACAAACAACACAGAGAACCUCUGGAGCCCAGUCUGAGGAGAGCAAGGAGCACAACAGCCAAGAGGUGCCCAGCCACCAACAGUCUAUCGAUGUGGACCACCAUGAUGACGAUGAAGAAGACGCUAACGACCGUGAUAAAGAUGACACUGAUGACCAUUAUGAUGACCCUGACAGUCAUCAGGAGGAAGACCGAGACGAUCAUGGGAAACACCCGGCUCUCCACGAGGAUCUGGACCAUCACACCACCAGCCGCGAGGAUCACGAUGACCACUACGACAUGGGAGAACACGAGGAAGAACGUGGUCGUGUUCCCUACGGCAGUCAGGAGUACGACGAUGGAGAUGACACUCCUGACGACCACCACAGCGUUGAGGAUCACGAUGGAGAGCAUCCCGACGUCUCUAAAGAGCAUCCCGGCGAUCGUGACGACCACCACGAUGAUCAUGAAGACGAUGAUAUCCACGAUGAUCAUGAUAGCCUUGAACGUGAUGGCAGUCGCCCGCGUGUUGUCGUUUCUGUGGCAGCAGAGAAGCACCAUAAUGCUUCCCAGAGAGGAACGGGAGGCAAGGCCACCAAAGCUGAGACCUGGCUGGACGGCUACCCUGUUGCUCGAGAAAAAACAAAACACGGGGAAUCCAAAACCGGCACCAACGUUGUGAAGAUGGCAGACAGACCCAAUGAGGUGGAAGUACGUCGACCGGCCACCAGCUCACCAAGCGAGCACGACUCUACAGGUAGGGUACCCGAACCGGAUCAUGGCGUGGUGAUACUCGCUGGUACUCCUGCUGCCUUCCCCGACCUGCUCCGGCCUUCUGACUCCCCCUCGUACUCCGACACCUUGGAUUACGACACACAGCAGGCAGCUCCCACCCACUCCUGGCUGGACGAUCUCACCGAGCAGCCUUUUCAGGACCACGGCCCGGCUCCUCCUGUGCACAACGGCGAGGCCUUCACCGGCGUGAUGGGGGGGCACACGGUGCACAACCUGCCCGGUGAAGCAGGGGAGAGAGGUGAGUUGGAAGGAGACAUGAGGGAGACCAUGUGCACGGGGGAAAACUGCCCUCCUCCACCUCCCAUCUCCUCCGGCCGAGGCCCCAAGGUGGCUGCCAUCAUUGUGGCGGUGUGCGCUGUUGCCACGGCAGUCAUGGUCGGGGUGUGGUGCUACCGACGGCAGCAGCAGAAGAGCUCACCCUACGAGAUGAAUGGGAAGGGCCAAAGUCAAAUCACACAGGGCCAACAGAUAGAGAUGCAGCAAAAGGUGUGAGGCGUGAAGAGGACGUAAACAUCCAUCCUUCUCUCCACGACAUCAUUUCCUUAUUUCUCCAUCCAGCUGGACACAUUAUUGAACUGUGUCUCAACUCCAGGUACUGGAAGAAAAUGUAUUUGAUAUGCGUGAAAAACAGAACAUAAUAUAUAGGAAACAGAGACUUUAAGGGUCUUGGACACAAAGGUGAAGAAGAGUGUGUUCAUCUGCUUUUAUGUUGUUUUGUUUUUCCAGUGUUUCUCAUCCACAUUUAUCAGUUUUUUUUUAAUGUUCACAAAAAGUGUCAUAAUUUAGAACGUUUUUGCACCAUUUUCAAAAAAGGAUAGACAAAUGGGGCAGCUCAGCCUCUGGGAACGUAGGAAUAAUAAAUAAUGAUCGCAAAAAGGAGAAAGCUCUAAAACAUUUCAUUUAUUCCUCUGUGGGCAAAUAGUUUGGAAAAAAAUGUGCUUACAGGAAUUUGUGUCUCAUGUUUGUGGAAUCUGUAGACGUAUAUAUUUUUGAAGUUUCAGAUGCACAUACCUGACUGGCAUUUAAAAAGCACGGAGAGGUGCUGCCAUGGCAACAGAAACUUUCUUCUUUUUGAGGUCUGAUUUCCAUGUAUAAUAUAUCACACCUUAAUGGUUUUUCAAUAGAAAUGACUCCUUUGAAGCAUUAGAGUUGGGAUUUGAUAAACUGAAGUCUAUUUUGCUUUUGUAUCCCCUUUUUUCUUACCCAUUUUACCCCGUUCGCCCCGAGGGACUCCACUUGAAGCCGUUAUCUCCUCUCAGCACAGGUUUCAGACUCUUUCACCUCCCUGAUGAGGCGAGAACAUCCUUGAAAGGGUUUUGAGUUUGUCCUUUUUCAUGACUUUUGCUGCUCAUAAGUAGGCAAAAUUCACCCUCUGGAAGACAAUAAAGGACUAUUUGGUUAUUUGAUCUCUGAUUUGCGUAGAAACUUCUAUUUUUUUUUUUUUUAUUCAAAGAGAUUUUCUUUUUUUAUUGGUUGAAAUUUCAAUUAAUACGUGUUGAAAAGAAGACGACUGUGGCUCUGAAGUGUAAAUCACUCAAUGUAAAAACUUGUUGAUGAUCAGAACAUGAUUUGCCCCUUCAGGGUUACCGUAGAUAGCAAAACAAGAGAAAAAACAUAUAUUUAUUAUUUUGGGGGGUUUUUUACAAGACAAUAUGGAAAAUGACAAGCUUUAACCAACACAAUAUUUGUUCUUGCUUUACUAAAAAAAAGAAAAAAAUACAUUUGAGGAGCUGUUAAAGAGAAAAAAAUAG